Messenger RNA from Jaculus jaculus (lesser Egyptian jerboa), 1927 nucleotides. It is a transcript of the gene Prpf18, whose product is annotated as pre-mRNA processing factor 18. Bases 113 to 1174 code for a protein of 353 amino acids. Gene Ontology annotation, cellular component: U5 snRNP; U4/U6 x U5 tri-snRNP complex; U2-type post-spliceosomal complex. Gene Ontology annotation, biological process: RNA splicing; generation of catalytic spliceosome for second transesterification step. NCBI's taxonomy places the organism in Eukaryota, Metazoa, Chordata, Mammalia, Rodentia, Dipodidae. The record is from RefSeq and is a predicted model, not a curated record. The transcript has 12 exons.
UGUUUUGGGAUAGAUGGGCUGGUGGUAGCCAGCAGGUAUGGCCCGGCUGGCCGAGUGAGGCCAGUGUGAGCAGCUGAGGAGGGAACCUGAGCGACGCUCGCCCGCAGAGAAGAUGGACAUUCUGAAAUCAGAGAUUCUUCGGAAGCGGCAGCUGGUGGAGGACAGGAACCUGUUGGUGGAAAAUAAAAAGUAUUUCAAGCGAAGUGAACUUGCAAAAAAAGAAGAGGAAGCAUAUUUUGAAAGAUGUGGCUACAAGCCUUUAAAUGAGAAGCCAUCUGGAGAGAUACAGCCCAAGGAGGAGGACCAGAAGCCACUAACCUCAUCGAAUCCGGUGUUAGAACUUGAACUGGCAGAGGAAAAACUACCUAUGACGCUUUCUAGACAAGAGGUUAUCAGAAGAUUGAGAGAAAGAGGAGAACCAAUUAGACUGUUUGGAGAGACUGAUUAUGAUGCUUUCCAGCGCUUAAGAAAAAUAGAGAUUCUCACACCGGAAGUUAACAAGGGAUUGAGGAAUGAUCUGAAAGCAGCUCUGGAUAAGAUUGACCAGCAGUACCUGAAUGAAAUUGUGGGUGGUCAAGAACCUGGUGAGGAGGACACACAGAAUGACUUGAAAGUCCAUGAAGAAAACACCACCAUUGAAGAGUUAGAGGCUCUGGGCGAGUCUUUAGGGAAAGGCGACGACCAUAAGGACAUGGACAUCAUCACCAAAUUCCUGAAGUUUCUCCUUGGUGUUUGGGCUAAAGAAUUGAAUGCCAGAGAGGAUUAUGUGAAGCGCAGUGUGCAGGGCAAACUGAACAGUGCUACUCAGAAACAGACUGAGUCCUACCUCAGACCGCUUUUCAGAAAGCUCCGGAAAAGGAAUCUUCCUGCCGAUAUUAAAGAAUCAAUAACAGAUAUUAUUAAAUUCAUGUUGCAGAGAGAAUAUGUGAAGGCAAACGACGCCUACCUUCAGAUGGCCAUUGGGAACGCUCCCUGGCCCAUUGGCGUCACGAUGGUCGGCAUCCAUGCCAGAACUGGCAGGGAAAAGAUCUUUUCCAAGCACGUUGCACAUGUCUUAAAUGACGAAACUCAGCGGAAAUAUAUUCAGGCAUUUGGAUUUCCUCCUAGGAAUGAUUUCACUGGGUCCCGGAUUGAAGAGGUUAAUGACUAUUUGCCAGAAACACUUCCCUACUGAUCCAUCCAAGUGUGUGGAGUACAAUGCACUGUGAGAUCUGUGUGCCCUGAACUCAACCAGCCCCUGACAGGAGCAGGAUAUGGCCUCUGGCAUUGGCUGCGGGAAGGAGGAAGAAGACAGCGCUGUUCUACCUGGUGCCUCGCUUGAUGGGCUUUAGGAACUGUGUGGGCUUUCAUAUUGUAUCUGACUGCAAACUGAUCUUUGUGUCUUGCCUUCAUUAUAUACUGUUGAAAUAUUAAGUACUAAAGACGUUUAUCCACAGCUUAAAUGGGUAGACCACAAUAACAGAAGGAGUUUGAGGUGACCAUUUCCCAUUAGACUUGAAAUGUGACUUUAGACAAUUAGAAACAUUUGAGGAUGGACUUAAUUUUUCUUUAAAAUAUAAUUUGCACAUUGUCUUUUAUGUAGUAUUUAUAGCAAAUAUUUUUGAUAUCUCAACAAAAGUAUGGGACCAUUAAUGGUUGGAAACUAUAGUCCUUAAAUUUUUCUGAGCUUUUUUCUCCUUGGAAUAUAAUGAGACUGUAAACACCACUGUCAACUCAGGUGUUUUCCUUGUGCUUCAAACUUGCUUUUGUCUUCAAAGGGGAGCAGAUUUUACCGUUUGUUAUCUCUGAACAGAUAGAAUUAACGGGAGAUAAAAAUCUAAAAAGUAGAUCACAGAUGAGCCUAAAUAAUGGUACCAAACUGCCUGUAUUUACUGAAAAGAAAACUAAUAAAUUAAAUUAAAAAAAAAAGAAAUAAAAAAUAAAAAAA